AUGCAUCAAAUUGCUAAAACAGUUUAUAAUAAGUUUGUAUUUUGUAUAGGUGUCCCUGGUUCAUUCCAUUCAAUAUCAAAUCAACCAUGGAUUCACCUUCUUCUUUGCACAUAGCAAUGUUUCCUUGGUUUGCUAUGGGGCAUUUAACUCCAUAUCUUCACCUCUCCAACAAAUUAGCCAAAAGGGGACACAAAAUCUCAUUCUUCAUUCCUAAAAACACAGUCAACAAGUUACUUCAUCUCAACCUUCAUCCAAAUCUUAUUACCUUUUUUCCUAUCACAGUUCCACAUGUUGAUGGCCUUCCUCAUGAUGCUGAAACUACUUCCGAUGUACCCUUUUCUUUAUUCCCUCUUAUUGCUACUGCCAUGGACCAAACUCAGGAACAAAUUGAACUUCUUUUGAGGGAGGUAAUGCCACAAAUAGUUUUCUUUGAUUUUCAAUAUUGGCUACCAAACAUAACUAGAAACCUUGGCAUCAAAACUCUCCAAUACAUUAUAUUGACUCCAAUAUCAACAGCUUAUCUUGGAAGUAUACAAAAACAAAGUCAAGGAAAAGAGUUAACUGAAGUUGAUUUUAUGAAACCACCAUCAGGAUUCCCUGAUUCUUGCAUCAAGUUUCAUUCACACGAACUUCGAUACCUAGCUUCAACAACGAAAAUUGUAUUUGGAAGUGGUGUUUUCUUCUUCGAUCGUUUGCACAUAGGUACGACCUUGGCAGAUGCAAUUGGAUUCAAAGGUUGCAAUGAAAUUGAUGGAUCCUAUGCGGAUUACAUUGAAACUGUUUUUGGAAAACCUGUUGUGCUUUCAGGUCCUCUAUUACCUGAGCCACCAAAUACUAUUUUAGAUGAAAAAUGGGAAUCAUGGCUUAAGGGAUUCAAAUAUGGUUCUGUGGUUUUCUGUGCUUACGGAAGUGAAGGUCCAUUAGAACAAAAUCAGUUUCAAGAGUUGUUGCUUGGUCUUGAGUCAACAGGUUUUCCAUUUCUUGCAGCACUUAAACCACCUAAUGGAUUUGAGUCUAUUGAGGAAGCCUUGCCUGAAGGAUUCAAUGAAAGAGUUAAAGGAAAAGGGAUUGUUUAUGGAAGUUGGAUUCAACAACAAUUGAUUUUAGAACACCCUUCUGUUGGAUGUUUCAUAACACACUGUGGAGCGGCUUCUAUAACCGAGGGGCUCGUUAACACGUGCCAGUUGGUUUUGUUGCCACUUGUCGGCUCUGAUCAUAUCAUGAAUGCAAGAGUGAUGGGCACAAAGUUGAAGGUUGGUGUGGAAGUUGAGAAAGGUGAUGAAGAUGGAUUGUUUACAAAAGAAAGUGUAUGCAAAGCAGUGAAGAUUGUGAUGGAUGAUGAGAAUGAGGUUGGAAGAGAAGUGAGAGCAAAUCAUGACAACAUGAGAAACUUCCUCAUUAGCAACAACUUAGAAUCAUCAUGUGUUGACAGUUUCUGUCAAAAACUUUAUGAUAUGUUCUAGCAUUUCCAGUUACAAAAAUAAUGAAUGUUGCUGAUUCAA
This is a messenger RNA of Lathyrus oleraceus (garden pea), 1502 nucleotides long. Its product is annotated as cyanidin 3-O-galactoside 2''-O-xylosyltransferase FGGT1-like. The record is from RefSeq and is a predicted model, not a curated record. The coding region runs from base 87 to 1463 and encodes 458 amino acids. Gene Ontology annotation, molecular function: UDP-glucosyltransferase activity. Lineage: Eukaryota; Viridiplantae; Streptophyta; Magnoliopsida; Fabales; Fabaceae. The transcript has a single exon.